This is a messenger RNA of Rhodofomes roseus, 4611 nucleotides long. RefSeq lists its product as uncharacterized. Gene Ontology annotation, biological process: regulation of ARF protein signal transduction. The transcript is spliced from 6 exons. Lineage: Eukaryota; Fungi; Basidiomycota; Agaricomycetes; Polyporales; Fomitopsidaceae. Gene Ontology annotation, molecular function: guanyl-nucleotide exchange factor activity. The coding region runs from base 101 to 4393 and encodes 1430 amino acids. The record is from RefSeq and is a predicted model, not a curated record.
GCUGGGUCUUCUCCUGCCUUCAUCCUGGCUCUCUCCUCCCCCGGGUCCCCGCUCACACAAGACCUGCCCCACAUACGGUCCAGCAUACCGCUGGCUCGGUAUGGUCGGCAAAUUCAGCCUCGGUAGCAAGGCUUCGCCGUCGCGUCAUGUUCGCGACAACGCGCCCGCUGCGCUACCUCCGCACCAGGAUGCCCCGCACCAGAAUGUCGUACACAGAAAGGGGAGUUUCACGACUACGGCUCAUGCUGCAGGCAUUGCAACAUCGACCACGUCCACUCAUUUCUUCUCUCUACCCCUCUGGAAACGGCGUGGGUCUCACGCGCUCUCUACGGUUACCCCAGUCGCGCGACUGUCAUCUGACGAGCUGGGUCUCGCAACCCACCGGUCUUCUGGCUCGACGAGGAACAAGGCGCUUCCUCCGACUCCCUCGGCAAGCGAGGAGAUGGACCUAGCGACUCUGUCGAGGGCUGGCUCGUCUCGGGAAGGGCGUGGGACUGGUACUCUGGAGGUGGGAGAGCGACCAUCUGCUGACAUAGGCAGCAGUUCGGGUCCGUCAUCUGUUUCUCAACCUGUACAACACUCGCCCGUACUUGUCGUAUCGACUUUGCAGCCCACUGUCACUCUAGCCCGAGCGGCGCUGGGAUUGGGGUUACCCCAUGUCAUGCCCGGAUCUGUCUCUGCGUCAUCCUCGACUACCGACCUACAUUCCAUACCCAUCCCCCCGACCCCUCCGGACUCGCACUCGCCCCAGUCGACUAUGCGACGCGCCAAGAGCUUCCAUCCCGAUCUCCAAACACCUCGUCGAGACAAUAUGCUAUCCGACCCCACACGUGACAACAGACGGGCAAGAGGGCUAUCUAUUGGUCCGUUCCACUUCUCACCGAGCGACAAGGGAAAAGAGCGUGCAGUCGACACGGAUCCUGAUGGUGGCUAUUCCCCUCCAUCAUCCAAGCCUCUGUCGCGCAAGAGCUCAUUCUGGUCGCGCAAGCGGGUCGAUUCUGAAUUUCAGGAUUCCUCUCAACCUACGCGCCUGACCGCCGAACCAUCACCGAGACCAUCGCUACCCACUCUGCAACCCAUAUCGCCCUUCUACGUUGAUACCAACAUGCCCGCUCGUUCCUCGCGUACUCCUGGCCCACCGACUCCACGAUCAGCCGACCUACGUCGAAGACAUUCGGAAAGGACGCGUUCUACGAAUUCCAAACAUGAGUAUUUCGAUGAUAGCCAUUUGCCCGACGUACCAUCACUACCUCCAGCAACUCCCCGAGAUACCAAAACGCGCAGACCGAAGCGGCCUAAAACCGCGGAUUCUGCGACUACAAGCCCUCGCUUAGCAUUCUUUCAUGAUGUUCCUCGCGUUAUAACGUCCUCCCCACCACCCUUCGAGCGAUCCCUCCCUGAGCCCGAAGACCCUGCUCCCAAACCGCCAUCGCCACCGGUAUCGCCCACCGUCUCCUCGCCUAGCGCUCGACCGCGAUCGCAGACGAACCCUCCACUCCUUCACCGUCUAUCUAUGAACCUAUUCGGAACGUCUCCUACCUCGCAUACACCGCACAUCGCUCCUAGCCCUCUAUAUGACACACCGACCUACACCGAGCCACUCUCGGCUUCUCCGUCUUCCAGUCGCGACUCCUCCCGCCCAUCGUUGUCCAAGCGGUCACUCGAGAUACCAAAACCGAAUGUAGAAGAGGAGUCACCAGAGGAGUACCUCCAUAGACUUACUGAGGCUGUGAGCAAGAGCGAAGUGGCCAUUGCCUUGGCGUCAAGCGCGGACCCGUUCCAUGCUAGAGCAUUGCGCGCUUACAUAGAGCAUUUCAAUUUCCGCGGCGACCCACUGGAUGUUGCGGUCCGUAAGCUGCUUAUGGACGUCGGCCUGCCGCGAGAGACGCAACAGAUCGAUCGCGUCAUCGAGGCGUUUGCCGCGCGAUAUGUGCAGUGCAAUCCGAACCUGUACACAUCCGAGGAUCAUCCGUAUAUCCUUGCGUUCAGCUUGAUCAUGUUGCACACGGAUGUGUUCAACAAGCAUAACAAGCGCAAGAUGACGAAGGUUGACUACAUGAAGAACACGCGGCUCCCUGGUGUUCCCCCAGAGGUGUUGGACUGCUUCUAUGACAACAUCGUCUUCGCGCCGUUCAUCUUCAUCGAGGAUCCGGUAGAUGCCAAUGGUCACCGUGGUACCCAGCCAGACCCUAUGAACGCACGUCGGAUGUCUGUGUAUAACAUUCCUCCGACGCCUGGCUCGACAACCUUGCUAGGCAAGAGCAAUAAGAUAGACCCAUAUUAUCUCAUCGCUCGAGAUCUCCUGAACGAUCUGCGCGUCAACGUGGCCGCAAUCAUUCCUCCCGAGAGUCCAUACUUCUACAAAGGCACUGGAGGUUCAUGGGAUGAAGAGGAACUCUUGCGUGCAUUCACCACGGCACGUGCGGUCGCGAUAGCUACCGAAGGCCAGUACGGGACCACACCCUUCUUCGGGCUCAGUGUAUCUGGCGGCCCCGGUCCCCUGCAGGCCCCAGUCACAACAGGUAUGCCGACCGUAGAGGCGUACGGUGGGAUGGCCUCCGUAAGGGUGACCAAGGUCGGGCUGCUGCAGCGCAAGGACGACACGGUUGAGGGUGGCCGGCGCGCGAUGACUCGCAAGUGGCGAGAAUGGUGUGUGCUGCUGACGGGCUCCCAUCUGCUCUUCUUCCGGGACCCGUCGUGGGCAGCUUCCAUACAGGCGAUGUUGGCGCCUGGCAGGCGUCAUGCUCCCCAGCCUGUGAUGCCUCAGCCGGAUGAGUAUGUCUCUGUCAAGGACUGUAUCGCUGUCUUCGAUAAGUCUUAUGCGAAGCACCCACACACCCUACGCCUAGUGUUACCUGACGGGCGACACUAUCUUCUACAGGCGCAUGCAGAGCAGGAGAUGAACGAGUGGAUUUCGUGCGUCAAUUACGCCAGUGCGUUCAAGACCGCGGGCCUGCGGAUGCGUGCCCUUGGUAUGGCAAAUCGCGACAUAGAGCUCACGGGUAUCGCCGCUGCAGCAUCGCAUAUGCGAGAGAUACAGCAUCGAACGGCACCGGUCUCUCCGCGUGUGCACACGUGGUACGGCGGCUUGGAUAUUGAUCUUCAGGCCUCCGCACUGGCGCAGUCUCCGCCUGCCUCAGCACCGGCUCGGAAGUCCUCUGUCUCUACGGAGUCUUCGUCCGUUGCGGUGAACGAGAGCUCGGCGAAGCUGUUCAAGGCGACGUUCGAUCAGGUGAAGACAGAGCUCGCUGCUUCCUCACGAUGGUCCCUCGAGAACGCAAAUGGCAAGUCGAUAGGACGCCCCCGCACGCUCAGCCUCGAGUCGUCCACUUCACGUCCCCCUCCUGUCCUCCCAAGCUCUCAGAGUGCAAUCUCACAUUCUGGCGAGCGUUCCCGCCGCGUGUCUCGCUCGGACCUCAUCCGGAGAAAAUUGCACCACCUCGAGGAGCAGCUCGCGACGGCGCAGACGCAGCUCGAGACAGACAUGCGGCUCGUGCGGAACCUGGCGGUGCUGACUCCGUUUCAGCGCGCGACACGGGAGCGUGUGCAGGUCGCGGUGCAGGGUGCGGCGAAGCGGAUCAUGCAGGCGCGGCUCGACCUGGAGAAGCUCGUGUGCCACCGCGAUGUGCUUGUGGACGAUUUGCAGGCGGGCGAGCGCGACUGGGAGCGCACGAAGCGCAUCGCGAUGCGUGCGGCGACGGACCAGCUAGCCUCGCAGGAAGUUGGGAAGCAGCAGCAGCGACAGCGGCCGCGGACAGCCACUUCUUCGCAGGUCUCCUCGGGCAAGUCGCUUGCAAGCUCGCCAAUGAGCAUGAUUCAUUCCGCCAGCACGUCUGCGGUCUCGCAAGGGAGGGACUCUUCGGUUGGAGAGGACUCCUUCCACUCUGCGCAGUCCAGUGUCGAAUGGCAAGAUCUCAGUCCAGGGUGCGCGGCGUUCCUGGAUGCGAGAGGCGUGCACGAUGCACACUCGUUCGACUCGCCUGUGACGUCCCCGUUGGAUACGUCAACCUCAUUCGGUAUGGAAUAUCCGUUCCCUGAUGUGCAUGGACAGCUGCAGCCUAGCCCGAUGGAGGUACAUCCCUCGAUGGCGAGCGCCAGCUCCAGUCAUCACGCGAGCGAUGAGGGUGGGCACGAGAAGUUCUACACUGCGCCUGAGAUCCAGCCUGUGCUGGAGGAGCAGGCCGAGGAGUGGAACAAGACCCGCGCGGCGAAGCGAGUGUCGUUGGUGAAGGUUCCGCCCGACCUUCGCAUCUCGGUGCUGUUUGGGAAGCACGGGCGGAGCGCAAGUGAGUCGAUUUCGGAGGCGACGGCCACUGCGCCGUCAUCGCCGAUCUCGCCCGAGAAGCGUACGUACGGACGGACGAUGGAGACGUUUACGAUGUUGGACGUGUAGGAUGGGAGUGUACGGCAUGCGGAAGUCGAAGGAAGAGGAUUGAUUUAUUGUUCGUGUACAUUUGGACUGGACCGGUCGCAUGUUUUCGCUUCGUAUUUGCACCUGCACACCCGUAUACGCUCGUUGAGGCCGUCGUUGCAUAGAGUACGAGUAUAUACCGCAUAGUACUGAGUUAUGGCGUAUGUAUUGUAGGAUGAUAAUCGCAGAGCCAGCCACUG